AUGAGAGCAGGAGGUUGUGCAGUGCAACAAGCUCUAACAUCAGAGGCUGCCGGAACUGUAAAACAAGCGGUGGCGCUAGCUAAGCAGCGUGGUCAUGCACAGGUGACGCCCCUGCAUGUAGCCAACACCAUGCUAGCGGCCACCACCGGUUUGCUCCGAACAGCCUGCCUUCAGUCCCAUUCACACCCUCUCCGGUGCAAUGCCCUCGAGCUUUGCUUCAACGUUGCGCUCAACCGCCUCCCAGCGUCUUCUAGCCCUAUUUUACGCCAUCAUCAUUCGCAAUUUCCCUCAAUUUCAAACGCGCUAGUUGCAGCCUUCAAGCGCGCACAAGCGCACCAGAGACGUGGCUCCAUCGAAAAUCAGCAGCAGCCUAUUCUUUCUGUGAAAGUAGAGUUAUCCCACCUCAUAAUUUCCAUUUUGGAUGAUCCUAGUGUUAGUAGAGUCAUGAGAGAAGCUGGUUUUUCAAGUACUCAAGUGAAAAGAAAUGUAGAGAAAGCUGUUUCUUCAAGCAAUAAAUCCAAAGAAAAUAGCCUGUUAUCCCUGUCCCCAUCCCCAUGCCCAUCACCUCCUACUAGUGAUCAAACUAGAGGAAACAAUAGCAAGCCAACUACAUAUGAAUCAGUUAAAAAUGAAGAUAUAAACGGCGUAAUCAACAGUUUAUUGAACAAGAAAAGAAAAAGUAUUGUGAUAGUCGGUGAGUAUGUUUCUGAUAUAGAAACUGUAGUUAAAGGAGUAAUGAAUAGGGUUAAAAAAGGAGAAAUUCCUGAGGAUUUGAGGGAAGUAGAACUCAGAAGUAUCCCACCUUAUUCAUUCUGCAAUCUUCAUAGAGAAGAAGUUGAAAAUAAAAUGACAGAAUUAACCUGUCUUCUGAAGAGUACGGUGGCAAAAGGUGUUGUUUUGUAUUUAGGAGACCUCAAGUGGAUUCUUGAUAAUAGAGUUAGUUCUGGUAUUUACUGUCCCGUAGAGCACAUGAUCAUGGAGCUUGGGAGAUUGGUUCAUGGAAUUGGAGAUAUGGGAAGGUUUUGGCUUAUGGGAAUUGCUACUUUUCAGACUUAUAGGAGGUGUACAACAGGCCAUAAUUCACUUGAAACUGUUUGGGGUGUGCAUCCUGUUACAAUACCUGCAGACAGUUUGAGAUUGAGUCUAAUUUCUCACAGUAAUGAACAAAUUGAAGAAAGAAGCAACAACGACGAAAAUGGUAACUGUCAAUUACUGUUUACAACUGGAGAAGAAAAUCUUACUUGCAGGGCUGAUUAUUCAGCAAAAUUCCAAAUUGAAGUUCCAAACUCACAGACUAGCAUUUGUAACAGUGAGCCCACAUUAUCAAGCUUGCCUACUUGGCUUAGGAAUGGAAGUAGACGACUCAAUAUUGAUGAUCAGAACUGUGUCUCGAUGGGAGAAAUCUGCAGAAAAUGGAAUUCAAGAAGUGAUACAGUCCAAAGCCAACCUUUACCAUUUGGCACAACCCUAAGCUUUUCUUCUGCAUCAACACAGAACCCUAACUUGCAGCUAAGCCAUUUCCCAUUUCUCGCAUCCACGCAGCCACCGGAGAACCAGCAAUGGCUAUCUACUGCUCCUAAUUCUUCAGCUUCUUCAAGUGACAUCACGGUUAUGGAUCAGUACGUGCAGAAGUUUAAAGAAUUCACUGCUGAAAACCUAAAUAUUCUAUGCACUGGAUUGGAGAAAAAGGUCCCAAGGCAGAAAGAAAUUAUUCCUGAAAUUUCUUCAGCUAUAUUACAAUGCAGGUCUGGAAUGUUAAGAAGAAAAGACAAAAAACAAGAGACAUGGUUAUACUUCCAAGGCCUUGAUGCACAUGCUAAACAGGAAAUUGCAAGGGAAUUGGCUAAAAUAAUUUUCGGUUCGUAUUCAAACUUCACAUCAGUUAAUUUACUGAGCUGUUUUUCAUCAUCAACAAGGGAAGAUUCAAUUCAAAGACUUACUCAAGAAGUGACUAUUAAUCCUCAUCGCGUAUUUUUCGUGCAACAUAUGGAGCAUGCGGAUUAUUGUUCUAAAACCGGCAUAAAAAUGGCAAUUGAAAGGGGAAGAAUGAGAAAUGCAAAUGGUGAAGAAGUUAGUCUUUAUGAUGCCAUUAUCAUAUUGAGCUCUGACAGCAUCAGUUCAAGAACAUGUUCUUUCUCUACAAAGCAAAAGUCUGGUGAAUCAAUGCACAAAAAAGGUUGGGUUUCAUUGGAUUUGAAUAUUUGUUUUGAUGAUCAUGAUAGUACUGUUUGUGUUGAAGAUCAGUCCAUUGAUCAUGAUGUAUGGCUUCUUGAAAAUGUUGAUAGAUGCAUAGUCUUUAAUAAUCAACAAGUGUAG
Messenger RNA from Fraxinus pennsylvanica, 2316 nucleotides. NCBI's taxonomy places the organism in Eukaryota, Viridiplantae, Streptophyta, Magnoliopsida, Lamiales, Oleaceae. The record is from the annotation of a GenBank genome assembly.